AUAGAAGAAAUAACAAAAAUAUUUUUUUAUAAAUAUGGUUAUCACUGCUAUUAUUCCAUAGUUGAUUAAUAUAUCGAAACUGAUGGGAAAAUCUGGAAGAUCUUUGACUGAAGUAGAAAUUAUAUUGAACGCAAAACACAUAAUUUUGUGUAGACGAUUUGUGCGAAACGACAACAGAUUCAUUGAUAUUGUUAGUGUAUGUUUACAGAGUGCAUCUUAAACCUCGCGAAAUAAAAAUUGUUAUUGAGUUGAAGAAUGACUUUAAAACUUUUGAUUGCACUUGCACUUGCCCUGCUGGAAAUCGAGGUAGAUGUAAGGAUAUAUUUGCAACUUUUUUGUUUGUCAACAUACUAUCAACAACGUUAUAAGGAAUGGUGCUCUUCAAUUCUUCAAAUUUGUACAUCCUUUGAAUUGCUCUCUCGACAUGUACCCUUGCUGCAGGAAUACUGAAUGUUUCUCUACUUUCUUGAUAAGUGGUCCAGCUAUUCGAAAAUUCCAAUGAAAAGUUCAAUUGGCAUCGAAUGAUGCAAAGUAAUUCGAAUGAUGCAAACAAAAACAUUCGAAUAGAAAAUAAUUGAAAGGUUAAGUGGAGCGGCAUGGAGUCGAACUCGAAUUAUGAGUCCGAGUCAAAUGAAAAUGACAAUAAUAAAAAAGACACAAAUGAUAAUAGUAAAAAAGACACAAAUUAUAAUAGUGAAAAAGACACCAAUGACAAUAGUAAAAAAGACACAAAUGACAAAGAUUUUUUACGAGACCAAGUAGCAAAGAACUAUAAAUGUACCUUCCCAGGGUGUAAAGCCACAUUUCCAAGGCCGUCUCGUCUUCAACGACACAUAAAUGUUCAUACAAAUGAGCGACCUUACAAAUGCAGUCAUGAUGGAUGCAAUAGAGCAUACACAAAUUCAUCCCAUCUUAAACGACACUUGGAAACUCAUAAUAUAAUUAACAAAUAUUUCCAAUGUCAAGUUUGCAAAGCUAAUAUGAGUACAUAUAGCAAUCUAAAACGUCAUUAUAAUAGAACACAUAAUAGUACUAGAGAACUUUAUUGUCUUGAAUGUAAGGCAUGGUUCACAAAGAAAAAUCGUUUUGAAGAGCACAUAAAAAUGCACAAAAAUUCAUCAACAUUUAAGUGUGAGAAAUGUGGUAAAGUAUUCCAAACUCACGUACAAUUGAGUAAUCAUCAAAUUAGACAUCAUGAACAAAAGAAGACUUACAAAUGUCCAGUGAUAAAUUGUACACAAAUAUUUGAUAGAUGGCUGUCAAUGUUGAAGCACAAAAGGACUGAACAUGCAGCAGAACAUCUCUGUAUGAUAUGUGACAAAACUUUUACAAAUAGGUGUCAUCUAAAAGCUCACAGUAAAGUUCAUUUGGAAAAUAGGCCUACAAUUCCUUGUCCUUAUGAAAAAUGUUCUAGGCUGUAUUACUUUAGAAGAAAUCUAGAUGCUCAUAUUCGUUCCAAGCAUAUUGGUAAUAAAUUUACUUGUGACAUAUGCAAAAUUGGACUGUCAUCAAAACAAAAGAUAAAAGAACAUAUAAUCAAGAUGCAUCUGACAACUCUAAAACUUUUUAAAAGAAAACCUCAGAGUAUAAGAAAGGAUAGUGGAGUAGCCAAGAGGUCCAUUAUAUCUUCGCUUACUGGUAUCCAAUUAGGAGUUAAAGCUGGUAUACAACUAAUGAAACGAAAACCAGAAGCUCUUCUUAGAGACCAAAUGGUUGAGGACAGCUACAGUUCUUUUUCAGAAGACGAUAAAGCCCUAAGUAUUCGCUUAUAAGCAGUUUAAAUUAAAAAAAAAACAUUUGAUUUGUAAUUUUUACCAAGUUCCUAUUACCCUUUUAAGUAAAUAUUUGUAAGAGUUGUUGAGAAAUCAAGUAA
This is a messenger RNA of Phymastichus coffea, 1873 nucleotides long. RefSeq names its product transcription factor IIIA. Lineage: Eukaryota; Metazoa; Arthropoda; Insecta; Hymenoptera; Eulophidae. Gene Ontology annotation, biological process: regulation of transcription by RNA polymerase II. The transcript is spliced from 5 exons. Gene Ontology annotation, cellular component: nucleus. The coding region runs from base 597 to 1772 and encodes 391 amino acids. The record is from RefSeq and is a predicted model, not a curated record.